Molecule: messenger RNA, 5379 nt
Organism: Klebsormidium nitens
Lineage: Eukaryota; Viridiplantae; Streptophyta; Klebsormidiophyceae; Klebsormidiales; Klebsormidiaceae
Source: the annotation of a GenBank genome assembly
GCAGCUUCAAAGUUCCAUGCAGUUGAGUGCAGUUCAGGGCUAAGAAAACCCGGAGAAGCAGCAGAGCGAAGAGAGGGCGCCAACAGAUUUUGUUUGAACCCUGUAGGCAGCUGCUAGGUGUGUUUGAAACCAACUUCCGUGUAAUGUGCCAGCGGUUCGCGUACGGACCUGAUGCAUCUUUCUCAAAAUUCCUCGGAGUCUCAUUGUCAGAUCUACAUAUCUCAGGAAAUGGCUUUCCGGGACCUCGCUCCUACCGUAAGGGGAACAAGAUCUAGGAUGCUGCUUGAGCAGACGCCACUCUGACGCCCCAGAAGCUCCCGGCCCUCCGUAAGCUAUGGCCAACUUCUUGGAAGACGACGAGUUCGGCGACUUUGUGGUGGUGCCCCCCACUCAGAGCACCGCCCCCCCGGUCGGAAGAACCGACAGCUUCAGCUUUGGCGAGCUUGGAGGCCCUGUGAUCCCACCCGCACCAGCUGCAAACAGCGCUGUGGUAUUAGCUCAACAAAUUGACAAGGCCCCUCUCACCGCAUCCCCCAUCAGCGAAAUGAUGCUCUCAAUGCACGGGCUCAAGAAACCGCAGCCGUCGAAGGGCGCCACAGCGGAACCCGCGUUUGGCCCCUCCUCCGGAGCCUUGCCGGAUAUUUUCGCGGUAGACUCGCCGGCGCCGUCGGGCGACUUCUCUUUUUCUGAGCCGUCGGUUGGUGACCCCUUCUCACAGCCAUUCAAACCCCCUUCUGAGCCCCCACAGUCCCAGAAUACCCUUGAGCCGGCAGUGAUUCAAAAUUCUCUCCAGCCCCCUCUGUUUGAGAACCCUCCCAUUCCUCCAUCCGCAUCCUUAAAUGCGGCACUGGGCCAAGUUGAGGACGACGACUGGGGGGAUUUCGCAGCCGUCAAAGUCGAGGAAACCAGUUUCCCAAAACCGCCUCCCCUAGUUGCUAACGUCACUACCGAGCCCAUCGCUAACAUCAGCACCAAAGCCCCGGCAAAGUCUACCUUGCUAAGCAGCAUACACCCCCCCCCUUCCGUGAAGACCGGGUCUCGGCGCAGCAGCGGGGGGCCUUCUGACUUGAAACCUGUCCCGUCAACCAAACCCGCCCCGUUAACCAAGCUUGCUACUCGAUCGCCUCGCUCUUCCCCCCACUCCUCCCCUCGGUCGUCCCCUCGGUCCAGCCCCCGAGCAAGGCGCGCCAGUUUAGAACCGGCCACGAGCUCCCCCCGCAGCUCCACUCUGAGCAGACCCGCUUCUAAAGCCGAGCCCACAGCCUUAGCCAAACCGAAAGCCCCUUCCCAACUGAUAGGCAAUCUGAUACCCCCUGGGGCAGGACGUGGGAACCGGCCUGUUAACCAGGACGUUAACAGGGCGCGGUUCGCAAUGGCUGCGGGGCUAGCGUCUGAGUGGGCAUCCGAUUUCAAGGACUCUACCACUGGAAGAGAGGAAGCAGCGCCGCCUGCACAGGCGCCGGUUGUGGAUCUGAUGGACUGGGGAGAGGAGGCCAUCGAGCCGAGCAACCUCUCCCAAGCGGCCCCCAGCCCUGACGACGAUUUCGGCGACGAUUUCGGCGACUUCGUCUCCGCAACUAGUUCCACUUCCACCUCGCGCCGCGCCAGCGACUUCGACUUUACGGCUUUUGAUGCGGGCUCGGAUCCGGGGGCCAAGCCCAACGGGGUGAGCAACGGGGGCCACGUGGCUCCAGGAUUUGGGGGGUUGGAAAGCGGCGGGGUUAACGGGAGGCGGUUCAGCGGGGCCGGGGGCUUGGAGGGCUUCGGAGAGGAGCUGACGCAGGCACCAAGCUCGUUGGACGCUUUCUUUGGGAAAGGCAUUGCGGCGAGUGCCGAUCCUGGGAGAAAGGUAGAGAAGGGUCUGAGCGCUUUGGGUAAUGGUUUGACAGUGCCGCCACAGCAGAGCGCCGGUGGUAGCGGGAUCGGAGGGUUGGAGGGGUUUGGGGAGGAACUGACGCAGGCGCCGGUUCCGCGGGACGCUUUUCUAAGGAACGAAUCCCCGGCGCAAGCGGGGGCGUCGGAGUCGACAGAAAGGGUUAGGGGCAACGGUCCGGGUUCAGCUGUUCCACAGAAAACCGGUAGCAACGGUACUGCGGGAUUGGAGGGGUUUGGGGAGGAGCUCACGCAGGCGCCCAAUCCGCUGGACGCAUUUUUAGGCAACGCUUUACCAGCACAAGCGAGGGCGUCGGAACCGGCUGCAAGCCUCCGAGGAAGUGGGUCAGGAGCGGCCCCCGUAUCCGGAGCCGGUGGUUCGAACGGCAGCUUUGCGGCUACGUUUGCGAGCCCCCUCGUGGUCGGUGCGGAAGCGUCUGGGGGCACAGGGAAACUAAGCGCGGACGCUCUGACGCCCCAGUCGACGCUGCACUCGGUGGCGCCCCCUCUCUUUCCGGACCCGGACUUUCUCGACGGGCCCGCAGUAAAUGCCUCAAAGCCUGUGGGGGAAAGUGAGCCUCUUGGCGGUCUUCCUAUCGGACGGUCCGAACCAGCGUCCGAAGCAGAGUCUCAAGCGUCCGAGAGGGGGUCACAAACGUCCGUGACAAACCCCCCGGUUAAGUUUGGGGUUAAGGAGGCGGGCAGGCUGUCGCGGUCAAUGUUUGGGGAGGAGUCUGACGAGGAGACCGAGUUAGCUGAAUCGGUUCCGGUGGGCGGGGCACCGGCGGUGGUUCCGAAAGUUGCUUCUCAGGCGCCGUCCCUUGAGGCCCUGCUAAACAGCAGUGCGUACGAGGCGAGCAUAGCAAAAGCCUCAGGAGGCGGUGUCAGUGCGGAGAACAGGGCCUCUUCUGGGGAAGGUUCAAAUGCUGACGGUCCGAGAGUGGGCACUUCCUUCGGUGCAAGUGCAGCGUCGCCGGACGCUUCUCUUGCAACUGGGAAAGGCGACAAUGUCGGAGCAGCACCCGAGUUGCAUUCGGCUACCCACCUUUCUCCCUCUUUAGAAAGCCUUGGAAGCUUCAGCUUUGGCCCCGUCACAGCCGCUCCAAGCACCACUGCUACGCAAGGAGGGGGCGCGUUUGGAAGUAGUGCGCCUGGCGGGGGGGUUCCAGUGACUUCAGGCGCAGCCAGCAGUGCACCCCCCCAGGACGAUGACGACGAUUUUGGGGACUUUGAGAGCGCUGACGUGGCCGGGGGUCCCGGUCCGAACACCGCCGGUGGAGCGCCACUUGGCGGCGGAGCAUUGGAGGACGCGCUCUUCGGUGGGUUUGAUCUUCCUCAAGCUGCCGGGAGAUCCGCAGAGGGUAUUCUUUCUGGAGGAGAGGAGGUUUCUCGAAGCAGCGUCGCUGCGGUGGCGGCAGGGGGCGAUCCUUUUGCUAGUACGGAACCGGCAACUACCGCAGUCACGUCAGAUACUUUUGCGAUGUUUGGGAGUUCAGGGAAGGGAAACGGGGCGGUGGCGUCAAAGCAGGACGAUCUGUAUGGGAGAUUUGAGGCACCCGGAACGGGCGCGGGUGCGCCUGGAUUAGCUGACGAGGACGACUUCGGUGAGUUCAUGGACUCCCGACGGGAGAGCGUUGCCACAACAUCCACGUCCGGAGUUGAUCCUUUUGGGGGGUUUGAAAACUCCAGACGAAGCAGUGCGGCUCCGGUUUCGAUUCCAGGAGACGACUUUUUCGGGGGGGCUCCGGCUUCGGCGAGGACCAGCGUCUCCGCAGCUUUGGACGAUCCGUUCGGGAGUUUCGAAGGUUUAGGAACGACCGCUGGUUCAGGGGCCGCGACAGACCCGUUCGGAGGAGCGCGGGGUUCUAGGAAGGACAGCCCGAAAGCUGCGAGGGGCGGGGUGCUUAUAGGAAACCUGGGUGGGGUUAGCAUUCGCAGCCCUGGGACUUCUGGUCGGAGCACUGGUUUUGAAACCCUCGGCGGGUUUGAGAAUCUGCCCUCUGGUCGCGCCAGCAGCGGGUCGCAGGCUGGAGCCCUCGAUCUAGAUCUCCUCUCCGGUCCGGUUACCCAAAAUCUGGUCAAGCCUAACCCACCCAGUGACCCUUUUCUGGACCUGAUGGGACUGGACGCGUCUGCCCCGUCCACUUCCGGGCAUUUGUCGGACCUGUUAAGCUCGCCGAACGGGCUAGAAACCCAGAGUUCAGUGGCGGGUUUGGCUCCGGUUAACGGGCUUCACCGAUCGGUUUCGGCGCGGCGGUCGCGGCGGGAGCGGUCGCGGCGGUCGAGCUCGGCGUCCGAGGGCGUCCAAACGGAACCGGAAAGCGUCCGAGCGGAACAGGAACGCGUCCAUAACGGGGGUGGCCACUCGCGAGCUGCCAGCUGGCAGGAGGGGAACCAACAGAGGCUGGAACGGACGGCGGGGAGCAUGGGCUCUGGAAAAAGGAAGAGUUACAAGGAGAGCGACUUACUGGAGGUUGCGAUGGAUUUGUUGGAGGAGGGGAGGCUUGCAGAGGCGCGCGCUUGCUGGGCGCACAUUGGGGCCCAGCGGGGGCUGCCUGAGAGGAAGGCCGAGUAUGAGCGGGCGAUGAUCGAGUCGCCCAUGAAAGCCUUCGACAUCAUGAAAGUCAUCCACGACUUGGAGGCGUCGCUAGCCCCCCCCCACGUGGUCGCCCGAUGGCAGCGGCCGCCUGCCGCCGGCAGCAGACGGGGCUCCUUCUCCAGUGCUUCGGACAACGGACGCCUCGCCGGGCCGAGCGAGCCGGACGUCCGGAUAGAAACGCAGCGGGCGUUCGUCAAGGCGUGGGAGGAUCUGGCGCACGCAUGCGCUGACGAGUUGGAGGAGGGCCUGGAGAUUUGGCAGCAAGCGGUGGACGCGGGGUGCGAGCAGGAGCUCCUCCGGGACCCCAAGGGCCGCCGCUACUUCUCCGCCCUCUGCCGCGUCUACCUCGUCGCCGCGCUCCUCUCCUCUCUAGUUCGCUGGCGCAAGCCGUGGCUCGCAAACGCCCCCCCCGCUACGGCCGACAGCCUCCAAUCCUGCCUGCACGACUGCCGGCGCGCAGCCGACGGCGGCCUGCGGAGCGCACUCCGCGCGGUUUCGGGCCGAGGCGAGGGUUUAGGGUUUAAGGAAGUGUGGGCGACCGCGCAGGGCGCGGUGCUCGAGGCGGCGGUGGGAAAAGGCCCCCGGCAGCCGGUUUGUGGGCUCACGCUGGUUCCCCAGCACGUCAUAAAAGCGCUUCCCCUGAUCACGUGGCAGGGCCGUCAGUUCCUCGCUCCGGUAGCAAACCUGUGGCGCAAUAGGAUAUCCCCCUCUUGUCCAGACGUAUCGCUUCCCUGACACGUUCACGAGUUGUUCAGUCCGUUCCUAGGUUGAAUAGGUCCUGUCAAUCCUUGCGCCGCCGCUUUCGACACUGAUCUUUAGCAUUGCAGUAAUACUGUUUCAGCAAGUUGACUCGUCUGAGUGGCAGCUGAGAAACGCUGGCCUUACCUUCUCAAAGUCCUCGUUCUUGC